Messenger RNA from Myripristis murdjan (pinecone soldierfish), 626 nucleotides. RefSeq names its product ribosomal protein S23 (gene rps23). Gene Ontology annotation, cellular component: ribosome; small ribosomal subunit. NCBI's taxonomy places the organism in Eukaryota, Metazoa, Chordata, Actinopteri, Holocentriformes, Holocentridae. The record is from RefSeq and is a predicted model, not a curated record. Bases 152 to 583 code for a protein of 143 amino acids. The transcript is spliced from 4 exons. Gene Ontology annotation, biological process: translation. Gene Ontology annotation, molecular function: structural constituent of ribosome.
AACAUUCUCCACAAACCUCAACAUCAACUCCACACUCACAAUUUCUGACAGGCGUUCUGUGCAGCCGCCGCGUCCCGGGGUCCUCAGCCUUGACAUUGCCGCGGUGCAUGCUGGGUCCUUCCUUUCCAACCCAGGCUCGCAAUCUGCAAACAUGGGAAAGUGUCGCGGUCUGCGUACGGCCAGGAAGCUCCGCAACCACCGGCGGGAGCAGAAAUGGCACGAUAAGCAGUACAAGAAGGCUCACCUGGGCACGGCGCUGAAGGCCAACCCGUUCGGAGGAGCCUCGCACGCCAAGGGCAUCGUGCUGGAGAAAGUCGGUGUGGAGGCCAAGCAGCCCAACUCUGCCAUCAGGAAGUGUGUGAGGGUGCAGCUCAUCAAGAACGGCAAGAAGAUCACCGCCUUCGUCCCCAAUGACGGCUGCCUCAACUUCAUCGAGGAGAACGACGAGGUUCUGGUGGCAGGUUUCGGUCGUAAAGGCCACGCCGUCGGUGACAUCCCCGGAGUUCGCUUCAAGGUGGUGAAGGUGGCCAACGUGUCCCUGCUGGCUCUGUACAAAGGCAAGAAGGAGAGACCCAGGUCAUAGACAGGAAUCAUACAAAUAAAAAUAAAGUGCUUUUUCACCCCCA